Sinocyclocheilus grahami is the source of this 4599-nucleotide messenger RNA. Its product is annotated as ephrin type-A receptor 3-like. Gene Ontology annotation, cellular component: dendrite; plasma membrane. NCBI's taxonomy places the organism in Eukaryota, Metazoa, Chordata, Actinopteri, Cypriniformes, Cyprinidae. Gene Ontology annotation, biological process: axon guidance; protein phosphorylation; ephrin receptor signaling pathway. The record is from RefSeq and is a predicted model, not a curated record. The transcript has 15 exons. The coding region runs from base 1 to 1884 and encodes 627 amino acids. Gene Ontology annotation, molecular function: transmembrane-ephrin receptor activity; ATP binding; protein binding.
AUGUCAGCUCAGACUGAAUGCCCAGAUGGGUGUCUGGCAUUGGAGAUCGUGUGGUGCAUGCUGUGUUUGUUGGAACUGGAACGAUCCCACGCUCUCAGACACAAACCUGCUCUGCACUCAUUCAUUCUGGGUGUGGUGGACAGGAACCAAAACCAAAGAGACCAGAACUACACGGUUCUGAAGACCAAAGCCCACACAAUGACAGUGGAGGGGCUGAAGCCGGGCACCACCUAUGUGUUCAGAGUGAGGGCGCGCACUGACGGAGGCUACGGCAACUACGGUGGAGAGAUAGAGCUGGAGACCAGUCAUGAGGGGAUCAAAGAAUGGAGGCACAUUUUAAAAGGCUUUGGGGCAUACGGUAAACACAGAGACCUUGUGAACCAAAGAGACCAGAACUACACGGUUCUGAAGACCAAAGCCCACACAAUGACAGUGGAGGGGCUGAAGCCGGGCACCACCUAUGUGUUCAGAGUGAGGGCGCGCACUGACGGAGGCUACGGCAACUACGGUGGAGAGAUAGAGCUGGAGACCAGUCAUGAGGAUAUGCUGGCCAUUGGGGACCCUAACCAGUCCACAAUCCUUGCGGUGUCCAUAGCCGGUGGCAUUGUGCUCCUUAUCUUCCUGGUGGUGUGUUUUGUAGUGAGUGGACGACAUUGUGGCUACAUUAAAGCGAAGCAAGAUCCAGAUGAAGAAAAAAUGCAGUUUCAGAAUGGGAGAGUGAAACUUCCAGGAAGCAGGACGUAUAUUCACCCCCACACUUACGAGGACCCAAAUCAAGCCAUCCGAGAUUUUGCCAAGGAAAUUGAUGCCUCCACUAUACGUAUAGAGAGAGUUAUAGGUGCAGGUGAGUUUGGUGAGGUUUGCAGUGGCCGUCUGAAGCUCCCCAGCAAGAGAGAAAUCUACGUGGCCAUCAAAAGUCUGAAAGCUGGAUACUCAGAGAAGCAGAGGCGGGACUUCCUGAGCGAGGCCAGCAUCAUGGGCCAAUUUGACCACCCCAACAUCAUCAGACUGGAGGGAGUCGUUACCAGAUGCAAGCCCGUGAUGAUUAUUACAGAGUACAUGGAGAAUGGAUCGUUGGAUACUUUCCUGAAGAAACACGAUGGGCAGUUCACCGUCAUUCAGCUGGUGGGCAUGAUGCGUGGAAUCGCUUCGGGAAUGAAAUAUCUGUCUGACAUGAGCUACGUCCACCGUGACCUGGCGGCACGCAACAUCCUGGUGAACAGCAACCUGGUGUGCAAAGUGUCCGACUUUGGCCUGUCCAGAGUGCUAGAGGACGACCCUGAAGCUGCAUACACCACACGGGGUGGAAAGAUUCCCAUUCGAUGGACGGCCCCUGAGGCUAUAGCGUACAGGAAGUUCACCUCAGCAAGCGACAUUUGGAGUUACGGCAUCGUCAUGUGGGAGGUGAUCUCAUAUGGAGAGCGGCCUUAUUGGGAGAUGUCUAAUCAAGACGUGAUUAAAGCUAUAGAUGAGGGUUACAGGCUGCCCGCUCCGAUGGACUGUCCUGUUGUCCUCCACCAGCUGAUGCUGGACUGCUGGGAGAAGAGCAGAAGUGAACGGCCCAAAUUCGGGCAGAUCGUCAACACUCUUGACAAACUGAUCCGCAACCCCAACAGUCUGAAAGAGCUCGCCAACAGCUCAAUCUGGGAAGACCCCACCACCCCAGAAUUCAGUGUGAGUACGGUGGAUGAAUGGCUGGACGCUAUCAAUAUGGGCCAGUACAAAGACAACUUUGCCAGCGCAGGCUACGUUUCUCUAGAUUCCAUACUGUACAUCAGCAUGUGUGAGUUAAGCAAGAUGGGCGUGACUCUGGUCGGGCACCAAAAGAAGAUUCUCUCGGCCGUCCAGAGUUUGCACGCACAGGGGACACACGUGCAAGUAUAACAAGCCUUCAAGAGCGUACAGACUGAGAGAGUUACCAACUGCUCCCACCACAGUCCCUAUCAGCAGCUUCACCGUACACUUCUCACCCUGGAUGUUUCCGCAAAUGACCCUUUUGUCAGCACUCUGGCUUCCAUCCAUGCACGCCCGAGCUUCCUACAGCCAGAGGAACACACCGAGACCGAUCUACAAUCGCUUGACAAGGCCACGGCAAAUCAGAUAUGAAGUAUGGUUAUUAAACAAAAAAGGAACAAAAACACAUUAGGGAGAAUUCACAGCUUGUGUUUUACAGUUUCAACAUUUGCAUUUAAUAUUUGACGUUUUGCAUAUCAGAGGUCGGACUGUUGUUGUUUUGUUUUUCUCACAUCUGUGUUUGGGAUAUCAGUCUGUCCUUCUACAUCACUUAUAAGCCACAGUAAAAUAUCAGAAGAUGUUUCUAAUAUAUUUAUUUUGUCAUAAUUGAGCGUUUGAGCACAGAUGGAUUCAAGUCCCAGAAUUCAGACGAAAAGGCGACAGAGGUUUGUGUUCCACAAGCAAAGAUGGCCGGAAUGCAUCUGAGACGACGAAGACGAAGGCCGUGCCUUGCACAGGACGACGAGACAAGCUGAGAAAUAAUUGCUCUUCACUCAUCGCCGUGUUGCAAGCAUUUGAAUAAGAAUCCGUUUGACUUCUCAAACACACUUCCAGAAAAUAGAAAUGUCAUUUCUGUCCAUCCGCUGCACAGAUAUGCCAACGUGUUUUACCACUGCAAAGUUUGUGCACGUCAGAUCAAGCAAAGACGACUUCGAAAGGUCAUUUUCGUCAUUACGAAGUUCGCAUCGUCUUUACGUUUACACUCGUAGUGCGUGACGACUAUUGUACUAUAGUGUAUAAAAUGUACAGUGUUGAUUUGAAAAAAAGAAGACAAAAACGAAAAACUAGAAUGUUUGUAAUGAUGUACCUUUAUUUAGUAUGAAGAGGAAGAAGUGGCCGUUAUCACCGUCGUUUGCCGAUGUGCGAUAAUAACUCAUCUCUGGAAUGUAGCAUGGAUCCUAAGCUUCAUCUUUGAUUGACAGGUGACAGUGACUGCAGUUUUUUCACUCAAGUGGUGCCCUUAGCUGCUUGACUUUAGAUGCCUUAUUAACUGUGCAGUUCUCUCUCUUUUUCUCGUCCUCCCCUUAGAAACGAUAUCAUGAAGUUUAAUGUAUAUAGUAUUUAUCAUUGUGUCACUGAGAAGCUGGAGCUCGAUGUAAAAGCCAGGCUCGACGUUGUUUUAGUCUGCUGUUUGUGGAAACGCAUUCGAUCCGUGUGGAACAGGGACGGAGAUUCUAUUGGGGCGAACUAAAUUCCUCAUGCUAACUUUACCGAGACUGAUUUGCUGCACUGUAUAUUUUUGUACUAGUGAGGUUGUUCUGUAAAGUAGAAGUCUACCUGUUUUAUUUAAAUAUAUAUGAGACAUAAAUACAGGAACGGAUGGAAAUGAGAGAUAAUCAUACUUCAAAUCAUGAUUCCCUGACGUCAUUUCACAUUUUGAUUUCUUUUAUGUCAUUGAUUGUUUCGAUGCUUCAGCACAACGCUGUAACUAAUCGCAAAAACUUGCUUGGAAUCUGUAGGGGUUUUUCUUCCACAUUCUGCAGAAUUUUGCUGAAAGGAUUUGAAUAUGCUAAAAUAUCUUUAUUCAAAACUCAUUUAAAAUGGAAAAAUAAAUAAAUAAAAUGUCAGAAUUCUGUACCCGCAGAUUCCGUGUGUGGUUUAACUAAGCACACAUAACCACUCUUCCUUUCGUCAAUUUUUAAGGAAAAGCCAUCAUCGUCUGUUAUUAGAAUAUGUAUAACUGGAUACUUUUCAUAAAAGGUGAAAAUCCUGAAAAUGACAUCUCGAACCAUGUUUAAAAUGGUCACAUAUUUGGUUCCCCAAAUUAAAAUGGCAUAAACAACAAUACAUUAAAAAUAUAUAAAUGAUACUGAUAAAUGCAAGGAUCCCUACUAACCAUUGCACUUUUCUUUAGUUUUUUUUUCCCCCAUGCAUAUUUUACCGAAGGAGAGGAAAAACACUUCCUUAAACAAGUGAUUAUGCAUUUAGAUGAAUUCAUUUGUUCUAUCCUGCGAUUGUUAAUGAACCUUAUACACUAAAUCUGAGAUUUCAAUAUGUUAAGUAAUUCCAGAAGGCCAGAAACUCAUCCAUUUUUAUGCUCAUUUUCCAAUCCAAAAUGAAAUCCAUUCAACUCCGUCUAGGGAGGCAAUAUGCUGAUGUGGCAAAAUUGGCUGCAGAAAAUUGCAUUGAAAUAAUAAAAACAUGAUGAUGAUGAUGAUGAUAGUGGCGAUAUUAAUGACCAUUAAUAAAACAUAAGCUCCAGUUUUUACUACUGCAACAUAAAACUUCCAGUUUUGCAAAUACAGCUAAGUAAAGAAUUAUAUCUAUAUAUCUGCUCACCAAAUGAAUCAAAGCAGGUGGUUUUGUGACUAAACAGUGUUAGUGGCAGGAUGUGGAAUGUUGUUAAUAUGAUAGAAGGUGAUAGAUGAAUCUUGCUUAUAAAUUGUCUAUCGAGUCGUUGUCUUUUGUUCUGCCCCGGCUCUGUACAUGUGUUUGGGCUGAUCCUUUGUGAAUGAUCUCUGUUCUUUUGUAAGCUAUGUGCCCAUCUCUCCACACACUGCAGGUCUCUAUGAGCUCGCAAAAAAGGGUGUACGCAUUGACAUUCUUCAUGUCGCUGUAAUAAAUGCUAAUAUUUUUAAUUUCUCA